CAUUUUGAGUCAGUUUGUUUAUUUCCAAAAUCCAAUGGAUAUUUCGAAAUUCAUUUGUUUAUAAUUUGAGAUGUUUUACAGGAACAAGAAAGCAACGAAAGCCUUUGAAUUAUCAUUAUCCGCUAUUUACCGAAAAUUGACUGAAAAUGAAUAUAAACUCUUCAGAGAUAACUCCUGAAAAUAAGGUUAGGCACUACCAUAACUGUUCUAAGCCACAGGAUGUCAACUUUGUUGAUCUCCCAGAUGACAUUCUGUAUACAAUAUUUGCUUAUUGUAACACGCAGACUCUUUGUCGAUUAUGUUGCACCUGCUCACGAUUAAGAGAUCUAGCAUCAAAGGACUGUGUAUGGACUAAAGAGAGUCCAAAUUACAGACUAAUGGUAUUUCCAGGUGAUGUAACAUGCAAAAGAAGUCCUAGGCAAAACAGUGCACAAAGAAGGAAAAGAAGAAUUAUGUUAAAAGAUAGGUGUAGAAUAGCAAAGAACUGGGAAACCAAGAUUGUUAAGGAUACACAGUUUGUCAAACACAAGACAAAAUUGAUGCCAUGGGCUAGACUACAUGGACAGAAGCUUUAUGUUUCCAAUGCAGUGAACAUUAAUUGUUACAAUGUAUUUAAUGACAGUACAGUAAAAGAAGAUGUGUCAAACAGAAUCUCUUGCUGUAAUUAUGAUGUAACAAAGUUUGUGGUCAAUGAUGAUGUUCUCGUCAGUGGAUUUAGAGGGGGCAGUAUUAUAGGAUUUAGUACUGUUUCAAAAGAAAAGAAGUUUGAAUACAAUUUCGAUGAAUGUGGUGAUACACAAGCUGUAGCUGUAUAUAAUGAUACAGUUGUGGCUGGUUACCAAGAUGGAUCAGUUAAAGUUAUCAAUACAAACAAUGAUGACAAGUCUGGUGUAGUCACUAUAAACAACUGUAGUAACACUGUCAGAAAUCCCAACAGGGUGUGGUCAGUGGCAACAUCUCCAGAUGGCAGCACAUUUACCAUUGGAAAUGCAGGUCUUGAAACAAACAGAACUCCAGUAGAAGUGCAUGAUCUUGAAAGUUGUAGAUUACUGUACAGCCUAGGAUCUGGUUAUAAGAAAGGAGCAGGUGUAUUAGACAUAAAGUAUGAGACACCACAUAUAAUGUUGACCUGUGGAUAUGAUACAAGUUUACGGUUAUGGGAUCUCAGGACUCUCUCAUGUGAAAAAGAAUGGACAGAACCAUUUGAUACAGAGUUAUCCUCCAUACAGUCAGAUGGAAACAAUGUGAUAUUAACUGGAACAUUUCAGUAUGGAAUGACAAGAUUAUGGGAUAAAAGAUUAAAAGAUCCAGUGCAGAUGUAUUAUUGUGGUCAGAAGAGAUCUCCUGUAUACUGUUUGGAUACAGAUUUUCAGAGAUUAUUUGUAGCUUUAGACUUGGGAAUUCAUAUGUUAGACUUCACAGUAUAUAAUUCACGUAAUAAACAUUGAUUCAUAGAAGUACAUGAACAAUAAACAACUGGGACUUUUUAAUUAUAUAGUUUUAAUUGUAUUUUGCCUGAAAUAUGACAAAAUAGAAAUGAGUUACAUUAAUAAACAAAUCAUACUGCUUAAUAUAUAUGAUAAAAUUUUCAACAGAUUGCUCAUUAAAAAGAUAUGUGAUAAUUACAAAAACUAGAUGUUUUAAGGGUACAAAUGUAUUUAUUUCAAUUUGUGAUUAAAUUGUUUUAUUUAAUAGA
Molecule: messenger RNA, 1696 nt
Organism: Mytilus californianus (California mussel)
Lineage: Eukaryota; Metazoa; Mollusca; Bivalvia; Mytilida; Mytilidae
Product: F-box/WD repeat-containing protein 4-like
Exons: 9
Coding region: 147-1448 (433 amino acids)
Biological process (GO): SCF-dependent proteasomal ubiquitin-dependent protein catabolic process
Cellular component (GO): SCF ubiquitin ligase complex
Molecular function (GO): protein binding
Source: RefSeq, a predicted model, not a curated record